ACCGUAAGGGCUCUGGGCUGUGAGUUGGGGAAAGAAGAGAUGAAGAGAAUCAUCUCUGAAUUCGGUGAAGGAGGGUCAGGGAAGCUAACCUUUAAGUCAUUUCUGCAAGUGAUGGCUCGGAAGAUGGCGGAGCCAUGUUUGGAAAAGGAGAUCCGGGAAGCUUUCAAGGUGUUUGAUUGUGAUGGCACGGGCAAGAUCUCCUUUGAGAAUCUCAAGGUGGUGGCUAGCGAGGUGGGGGAAGACAUCACGGAUGAGGAGCUGCAGGAGAUGAUUGAUGAAGCAGAUGUGGAUGGAGAUGGGGAAGUGGACAAACAGGAGUUCCUGCGGAUGCUGACGCUGGCUGACCCAUAA
Molecule: messenger RNA, 351 nt
Organism: Pelecanus crispus (Dalmatian pelican)
Lineage: Eukaryota; Metazoa; Chordata; Aves; Pelecaniformes; Pelecanidae
Source: RefSeq, a predicted model, not a curated record